GUAGUUUUUUUUAUUUUUUACUUUGUUGGUGUCAGUUAAUAAUAAUAAUAUAUAAUCAACCGGAAUGAAAACUCCUAAAAAUGACGCACACAAAAAACAAUUAUACCAUUGAGGUAGACAAACAUUUUCAUAAAAAAUAUUCAUAAAAUGAAAACUACUGGGCAAACUAGAAACUAUGUAAAAUUUUUAUGGGACCAAAUGGCAUCUAUUCCGCAUCGAGCUAAAGAAGAAGUCCAUAAAUCGGAUCAUAAAUCUCACAGUAAUCGGUACAUACAUAAAAAAAACCGAUCGAAUUAUAAUUAUUUAUUUAAUUUAAUUAAUUAUAAUACCUUUUUGAAGUCGGUUAAAAAUAAAUGGCAACACUCUUCCUGUAUCCCUCCCAUAACUAAACUUUGCUGGAAACUGUACGUCCGUAACAUAGACAGCGAAAGCUAAAUAAAACCGUUUAAAAACACUAAUUGCCGUAUUUAUAAUAUAACGCUUUAAGUUAGCAGACUAUUAUGAAUAAGAGGGUAUAAGUCACGUCAGCUUUAUCGAAGAGAUAAUGAGCGUUUUAGCUCUAAUAUGCGAUUAUGAAUACCAUUUUUUAAGAAGCGUAUAUCAGCGAUGUUUUAAAUCUCCGCUAAGUCAUUAUGUAUAAGACAGUAAUUCUUUGACUUUUCUUAUGAGUUUCUAGCAACAGGGAAGGCAAGCGUACGUAACACCUUCACAACAAUGUUGUUAUCAAAAGAUUAUGCGCUAUGAUAUCAAUUAUUGAUUGAAUUGAUAUACAACGAUAUCUCGGGCUAUCUCGGGAUUAUAACUCGUGUGUCGAGCGCACAGUUUGGACGUGGUUUGGCAACAAUGUCAUUAUCUCGAGUCUCAAGCCUUGAGCGCUCUGCACAUUAGACACUCGGUACCACAUCGUGGUCGACGCCAAAAACAAGUAGCUGGGCUGUGAUGAUGGAAGCCGUUGAGGCCAAAGAGUUUCCCAUAGAGGAAGAGUACAAGAAGAAUCAUGGAGUGACGCCGGAAGAUGUGAUGGUGCUGAGGAAAUGGCUUCAGACCCAACCACAUCUACCCGAGCAGCACAUUACAGAUCUGGACUUGGUACUGGCGUAUCAUAGCUGUAACAGGAGCACUGAAGUCACCAAGCAGACGCUUGACCUCAAUUUCACUUUCCGGACCAAAAUGACCGAAUACUUUCAGUCAAGAACACUGGACUCUAACAUGACGAAAAUGAUGAAUGCAGUAGUAAUGACCCCGCUGGGAGGGCGCUCGCGUGACGGUAACGCGGUCUUCUACUCGGAGCUCGUCAACACGGACCUCAGUGCGUUCAGCUGUACGGAUGGCCUCAAAGCCAUGCUGAUGAUUAUAGAUCUGUGGCAGUACGAGGAAGGGACUUGGCCUGCGUUGGAGUUAGUCAUCAAUUUUGCGAACUAUACAUUCGGCCACAUUACCAAAAUUGAUCUACGUAGCCUUCAACUUAUGGCGUUUUAUCUUCAGGAAGCCAUACCAUUGAAAGUAAAACAUAUACAUUUGAUAAACGCAUCGUCAAUUAUCGAUAGGUUGCUCGCUAUGGUGAAACCGUUUCUCAACAGUGAGCUGCUGAACUCUAUACAUAUAUACAGUGACGGAAUUGCAGCCCUUCACAGCUACAUACCUGCUCAAAUUUUCCCGAAAGAUGUCGGCGGGGAAUACAAAACUGUUAGCGAAUGCAAAGAUUACAUAUUGAUGAAGCUUAGGGACAAUGCCGCGUUCUUCGCAACAGAGAGCAAAAAGCGCGUGUCGGAGGAGCUGCGUCAGAACGAGCAGCGCUGGGGCCGAGCGAACGAGCAUCUUGUAUACGGAUCCUUCAAGAAACUCGACAUCGACUGAUACACUGUUUAGUAUUUGCACGCUGCGGCCGAUCGAGCACCGCCAGUCCCGUGCAAACGUACGUCUCGCAUACGGAUUCCUCAAGGAACUGGACAUCAACUGACAUACUUCUCACUGUCGGUUGUGCGACAGUUGAAGGGGGGUAAUAUGUUGGCUAAAAGUGAGGACUUUUGGGUUGAAUUUUCUGUGAUUAAUUAGUAUAAAGUUAUAACAUUUAUAUUAAAAUUAUUUUCAAACAUGUUGAAGUAGUCUAUGUCUUAUGGACUGAGUGAUUUACUCGGGGUCAAUAUAUAUUUAUCAAAUUGAUCAAUAGACGAGAACACAGUGAUAGUCAUAGAUAAUAUAUCAUAGUCUAGAUAGAGCAUCUUACUGUUGGGCAACGCCAGUUAACAGGCAAGGUUUAUAACUUUAGUGUACAUGACAACUACCUCUUACAUCUGCGAUUUGUUAAGCACUUUGCUUUAGUGUGCGUGUAUUCGUGAAAUAGAGCCUUUUAGUUGGUCGCUAUUUUUUCGAAGUGUUCAAUGCUGUCACAGUCUAUCUAUACGUAUAUAUAAUCUAAGGUGAUAAUAUCUUUUGGAGUGAUUAAAUUAUUCCUAAGGUCUCUUACCCGUUUGGCUGAGUCCGUUUGCUUCCUCAGGUCAGCGUCAUAUUUCCAGCACGAUAGCUGAUCUUUGUCUUAGCUUGACGCAAUGAAUACCACAACUAUAUAUAGAUAUAAUGUUAUGUUUAAAAACAUUUCCCCCGUUUCCCCUGUUUUCUAGAUUAAAUUUUUAAUUGUAUUUCUGUACUUUGUUUAAUUCGUUGUAUAUUGUAUUGUAAAACAUAUCUGUUUUUUAUUUAUU
Molecule: messenger RNA, 2702 nt
Organism: Leptidea sinapis
Lineage: Eukaryota; Metazoa; Arthropoda; Insecta; Lepidoptera; Pieridae
Product: clavesin-2-like
Exons: 7
Coding region: 940-1857 (305 amino acids)
Cellular component (GO): membrane
Molecular function (GO): phosphatidylinositol bisphosphate binding
Source: RefSeq, a predicted model, not a curated record